AUGGUGCGAGGCGUCAAGGCCAGGACGCAGGGGCUGACGCCGUCCGACUACCUGGCUGCUGUCAAGGACCUGGAUAGCGCGCUGGUUGGGCUGGUGGGCUACCUGGAAGCGGCCGAGCGCAUCACCGGCCCCUCCGACGGACGACUGACGUCGCAAGAGUUCGUGUCUGCGUUCGAAGUCGUCGGGGGCUCCAUCGCGGCUCUACUAGACGAUGCCAAGAUUGUGCAGGACGCACUCAGCCGCAGCGCGGCGGGGCAGGACUUCUACACCAAGAUGCACGUGGGCACGGUGGACCGCGUUCGCGAAGGGUGGCGCGAGAAGUGGGCCGGAACCACCGACGUCGCUCCCAGCCGCGAGUCCGUGUUCGCGGAAGACUUCCUUGACAGCCUGCCGCAGCGUUGCGUCACGGAACAUGCCUUCCUGCACAGCCUGGUGCGCCUGGCACUGAUCCUUGCGGUGGCCUGCGUGGCGUCGUCGUUCCUCGUCCUCGGCCCCUUCAUGGCACGCUCCAUGUCGACCCUGCACGAGGACUGA
This is a messenger RNA of Pedinophyceae sp. YPF-701, 534 nucleotides long. The record is from the annotation of a GenBank genome assembly. Lineage: Eukaryota; Viridiplantae; Chlorophyta; Pedinophyceae.